Messenger RNA from Anopheles cruzii, 813 nucleotides. Its product is annotated as actin-5C-like. Bases 40 to 813 code for a protein of 257 amino acids. Lineage: Eukaryota; Metazoa; Arthropoda; Insecta; Diptera; Culicidae. Gene Ontology annotation, biological process: mitotic cytokinesis. The transcript has a single exon. The record is from RefSeq and is a predicted model, not a curated record.
ACCGAGGCUCCGUUGAACCCGAAGGCUAACCGCGAAAAGAUGACGCAAAUCAUGUUCGAAACGUUUAACACGCCCGCCAUGUACGUGGCCAUCCAGGCGGUGCUAUCCCUGUACGCAUCCGGUCGCACCACCGGAAUCGUGCUCGACUCGGGCGAUGGCGUGUCCCACACAGUACCGAUCUACGAAGGGUACGCGCUGCCACACGCAAUCCUGCGACUCGAUCUGGCCGGUCGCGAUCUCACCGACUACUUGAUGAAGAUCUUGACCGAGCGUGGCUACUCGUUCACCACCACGGCCGAGCGUGAAAUCGUGCGCGACAUCAAGGAGAAGCUGUGCUACGUCGCACUGGACUUCGAGCAGGAGAUGGCCACCGCGGCGUCGUCCAGCUCGCUGGAGAAGAGCUACGAGCUGCCGGACGGGCAGGUGAUCACGAUCGGCAACGAGCGGUUCCGUUGCCCGGAGGCCCUGUUCCAGCCCUCGUUCCUGGGCAUGGAAGCGUGCGGUAUCCACGAGACGACCUACAACUCCAUCAUGAAGUGCGACGUCGACAUCCGUAAGGAUCUGUACGCCAACACCGUGCUGUCCGGCGGUAGCACCAUGUACCCGGGCAUUGCCGACCGUAUGCAGAAGAAGAUCACCGCCCUCGCCCCAUCAACCAUGAAGAUCAAGAUCAUCGCGCCGCCCGAGCGCAAGUACUCGGUCUGGAUCGGUGGUUCGAUUCUUGCGUCGUUGUCCACCUUCCAGCAGAUGUGGAUCUCGAAACAGGAGUACGACGAGUCCGGCUCGUCGAUCGUUCACCGAAAGUGCUUCUAA